Messenger RNA from Pochonia chlamydosporia 170, 3948 nucleotides. RefSeq names its product HDA1 complex subunit. The transcript has 4 exons. The record is from RefSeq and is a predicted model, not a curated record. The coding region runs from base 1 to 3948 and encodes 1315 amino acids. Lineage: Eukaryota; Fungi; Ascomycota; Sordariomycetes; Hypocreales; Clavicipitaceae.
AUGCCCAAACCACGAAGCAAUCGACCUCGCAAAUCAAAGUCCAAGUCGCAAGGCUCCGUCAACGCUUCGGACGAAGAAGGCUGGUAUACAAUCAGGGCGAUCCUCGACGAGCGCCUAGUGAAAGGCCGUGUAGAGUAUUUGGUCGACUGGGACGACAACAAGGAGACUGGCAAAACAUAUUUACCGACCUGGAGUCGUGAAGUUACAGAUAUUGCCAGAGACGAAUGGGAAAAGCGAAAGUCAUCACACGCGACUGAAGACAACACCCAGGAUAGCCAGCCGCCUCGACCAGCAAAUUGGCGACAGCUCCAGAGAUCGCAGACAGCUGGUCCGUCUAGUACAUCUCGUCGACGCAGGCGGUCCUCCACCGAAGACGGCACCGGUCGUCCUAGCAAGGCCUCCAGAAUCGCAUUCAGUGCCACUCCAUCAGAAGAACCUGUACCAUCUAUUGUAUCAAUAUCAUCUCCAGUCAGCGCAGACGAUCCUGACGGCUUCGACUAUUUCUCACAAAGGGAGCUUGACGCCCAGCAACCCCAGCAGCUGAUUGUCGAAUUGCAGAAGAAGUCUGACUUCGAUCCGUCAGACUACGCUACACAGGAAAAUACUCAAAGUAGCGGCCAGUCGUCCCAGUCUAUCGCCGAACUAGAGGAACAAGACGAACGCAAUUUGCUUACUUCUCAACUGACCAGGCAGACUAUCCCUGAUUCGCAGGAACCCUCUGGGCAGAUUUGGAGCCAGGAUCAGCAACCUACCGACUUUGCACUGUCUUCACAGGCUGAAUGGUCCGAGGCUCAAAGCCAGCCGCCUUUUGAGUCUCAGUUUCCAGUUUCUGUUGAUCAACAUCCAGACGAUUUCAGUGGAGAACGGGAUUCUCGCAACUCUAUAGGCGGAGACUGCCAUUUGUCGGAGCGUUCUGACGUUGCUGAUAUCCCCUCUCACCAGCUCGGUCAGGUGGCAUCACCAAGUACUGCUAGUCAAGACUUCAAUCUCACAACUCCGGCGACAAAACCACAUUCCGCCCAAUCGAACAGCGAUCAAGACUUCGAGGCCGUCCCUGCGACUAGUCCAGUGUUCUUUUCACAAGUGGGCCCCGCUGCUUUGUUCCACUUGCCAGAGAGUUCCGUCUCUGGCGGCAGUCAACUAUCGCCUAUUAAAAGUGCAGUUGCAGAGACUCCAUCAGAACCAAAGCAGGACUCGGCUAGCACCUGGGGUCUAGCCACCAAUUUUGCCCCCGAAUCUCAAGACGCUCAGAUCUUCCAGAUCAAUCCCUUUAUAUCACAUGUAGAAGCCUUUUCAGAUAGUCACGAAACGACCAACGCACCACUCACAUUACACCCUAACGCAUCACACACUGUGUCACAGCAUUCGGAGCCCCUUUUCACAAUGGAAGGUCAGGAUGCAAGUGAUCCUGUGAACCAAACGCCGCAGCCAUCAGCUGUUGAUGAACUGAGCCAAAUUUUCAAUCUGGACAAUGUCAUGGCUGAAGGAACUUCUUCAAAUCCUCCUGAGUCAGGCGAACUGCCUCGAGAAUCUGAAACUUCUGCUGCCAGUCCAGGAUUUCGAGGACAUCAGGAGCAACAUGAGCCCCCAGCCACUGAACAUGAACCCGCUGGCCUUCAAAGUGAGCAAACAAAAUCUAAUCAUGUCUCUUUCUCCCGGGACUCUGCUGUGGCUGCUAUGAAGAACAUCGUUAACGCGGUUUUCGCAAAUCCAGAUCCAGACUUACCAGCCUCCGGUACCAUGAUGCCCGACACGGGACACAACCCUGACCUGGGUACGGUGUCUUUGGCAGACAUCUCCAAACAGCCAGAUCUUACUGCUCACGCCCUACCUUUAAUGCCUUCACUACUUCCCCAUGAUAGGCUUUCCUCUGCCCCAGUGGACAGCUCUGGUGUGUCUGUACCUGGAGGACAGCCUCAGCAAGAGGAAGAUUCAGACGACUCGAGUGAUGGAUCUCAGGAACCUAUUACACUAAAGCACAUUAUCACCUUACCGUUCCAGGCUAGUCUGAGACCGUUAUACGAUGAUACCCUGCUUGAAUCAAAGCGGGAAGUGACUCAAUUUGGCGCCAUAUUCAAUAGCGAAGAAUAUGUUGAGCCAGAUAAGACUCUUGUCCAGAAGAUAGAUCAACUUUUCAGUCGACUACACAACAUUUGCGAUUACCCACCUGAUGCGGUAGGCAGCGUACUCGAAAAUCUUCCUUCAGAUCAGCUCAUCAAAUAUUGCUGCGAUGCAAAUCCCAAGUUCAAUUUUAUAUAUGAGAUAUUGCAGGGCCUAAUCAAAGAGACCCGCGUCCUGAUUGUCGCAAGGUCUACCGAUUUAUUAAACCUGCUCUAUCGUCUAACGGAGGCUUUGCAGAUUGAGUGCGUGUGUGACGAGAUGGGCAAGUCCAAGAGCGAGUAUGCCUCGUCUAUAGCUAGAGUCACUCUCAUCCUUCCUGGACAGAAUGUCGAAGAAGACGAUUUUGAUCUCGUGAUUGGAUACGAUCAUUCUUUCGGCGGCUCGGAGAUUGGGAAGAAGUUGGAGCCAGAGAUCCCAGAGGCUAGAUCGCCAUUGGUGUUGAUUUUGGUCACUACGCACUCUAUUGAGCAUAUCGACCUUUACAUUUCUGAUGAAUUGUCGCCACUAGAGAGAAAGAAUGCGCUCCUAUCUGGGAUCGUACGAUCGCGACAGCUUGUGAGCGACCCUGAUCGUGGAUAUCCAGAGCCUCAUGAGCUUGCUAGCCUGUUCCUCGACUACUUGAAUGGUCAGGUAGAGGGUGUCAUUUGGGAGCCUAUACCAGUACCCGAAGAAGUGAUGGACAUUUACCUAAGUUCCCAGUCGCGGUCACAAAUGCCCAUACAAGGCACCCCAGAGCCAGAAAAUGCUCGAAAGCGGAAACUUGAUGAUUCUGAUGACGAAGAUGUAAAGCGAAUGCGCAUGUUAACACAUCAGCGAUCGACGGUGCAGACCAACGAGGCACCUGUACCGGAUGAUGUGAAGGCGCUGCUCGACUCUGUGAAUCUUGAAGAGACGGCUAUUAAGUCGUCUCGUGUUCAUAUCAGUGUGCCGGUGGCCGUCUUGCAAGCCCUGGCAGAGCAGAAUGCGGAGCUCAAGCGACAGCUGGAAGCAUCUGACAGAGAUGCAGAGUACAAGGGUCUCAUUGCGAGUUUAGAGACUCGUCUGAAGGAAUAUGGGAGAACAACAGAAAAGGUCUACUCAUCCCAACGAGCUGCACUAGAGGACCGGGCCACGUUCGAGCGAGAAACUCGCAAAGCCGAGGCAAACCUCCUUCAAGCCAAUGAGACAGCUCACCGAGAGUCAGAAAAAGCCCAAAAGAAGAUUGCUGACCUUGAAGGAACAGUUGUUCGCUUAACAACCGACCCCUCCAACCCGGAAGAACCAUCGCCCCUAUCUAAAACCCAAGCUCUCUUGCAGGAAUCCCAAGAAAAGAUCCUCCUACUCGAAAAGCGUCUUGAAAACGCCCACAAGGACGCAGACUACGCUCGCAGUCUCUACCAAGACGCAACAACUACAUCCAGCGCACUGCGCGGCGAAAACACCGAUCUCAAGGAACAAGUUUCCGAUCUUUCUAAGAAGACUGAAGAAACACUGGGUAAUAUCCACCGAAUUCAGGCUGAGAAUACAACAAAAUCACAUCUCCGUCAGAUUCGAGACCUGAAGACACAACUCCGCGAGCGGGAGAUUGAGCUAGAUUGCACAAAGGAGGAGCUGCGAACGUUGAAGAACGGUCGUAGGGAAACUCGACAGGUUAGCGUGCCGCGGAGUCCGAGAAUGGGCAUGAUGAGUCCCCGGACAGGGAGGGCAAAUUAUGGGAGUGCAGGCGGCUCAACUAGUAGAGGGACUAGUCCUGCUCCUACGAGUGGUGAUGUCGCAGGGAGUGUGGUUGCGGGGAUGCAGUUUUUGGGACAGCCGCCUAAUGGGAGGUGGAAUCAUCUUCGGGACUAA